Branchiostoma belcheri (Belcher's lancelet) is the source of this 1088-nucleotide messenger RNA. Its product is annotated as calcium/calmodulin-dependent protein kinase type IV-like. Lineage: Eukaryota; Metazoa; Chordata; Leptocardii; Amphioxiformes; Branchiostomatidae. The record is from RefSeq and is a predicted model, not a curated record. Gene Ontology annotation, molecular function: calcium/calmodulin-dependent protein kinase activity; ATP binding; calmodulin binding. Gene Ontology annotation, biological process: protein phosphorylation.
ACGUGACGCAGCCUUAUGUUUACAUCAGGGGUAGGCCAUUCAUUACCAGGGGCGUGCUUAUGUUUUGUUGUUUACAUCGUUGUCAGCUUUUUUCCUUUAUUGAAGUAGAUUUUGCACUUGAGACCUUGUAGGAAAUUGCAUCUAUUGCGCUAAGACCACAGGGUAGUACGACUAAAGCCUUUAUUCUCCACGUCACGAGCGACCCUUGCCAGUGUUUGUGGAUUGUCCCUGAGUGGAAGCGGGUUGCCAACAACUUCACUACAGACGCGAACCGAGCAGCCAAUGGGCCAACCUCCCAACUCAUAGCAGCACAGGCAUCCACGAUUCAAGCAGUCUGUAGCCCAUACAAUAAACCACUGCCUUCAGUCGCGUGCACGAGGGUUCAUACUGGGAAGCUGUUUCUCGUUUUCCUGCCGUGUAACCGACCAGACUUCCCGAUGACUGCGAUGCCAGCGCCGAGCCGAGGGUCCGACACCUUCUGGAUCGAGGGAUCCCGCACCGAGGCGGCGUUCGAAGAUUUCUACGAGCUCGGGCCGCAGAUAGGACAUGGAGCCACUUCCGUCGUGUACCGUUGUGAACAGCUGGGCACCAAGCUUCCCUUUGCAGUGAAAAGAAUCAAGAAAACCACUGACAAGAAGAUCAUCAGAGCUGAAGUUGGAAUCCUGCUGAGACUAAAGCACCCAAACAUUAUUCAGCUGAGGGAGAUAUUUGAGACAGCAUCUGAACUGUACCUUGUGCUGGAGCUGGUCACUGGAGGAGAGCUGUUUGAGAGAAUCAUCCAGAAAGGGUACUACUCAGAGAAGGAUGCAGCUGAAGCAGUGAGGCAGAUCUGUGAGGCCGUUGCUGUAAGUACAUCCUCCAUUAUACAACCCGAGAAUCUCCUGUAUAGUGUUGAAUCAGAAGAUGCUCUGCUUAAGUUAGCUGACUUUGGCCUGUCCAAGAUUAUCAGCAAUGAGGUGACGAUGCAGACAGUGUGUGGGACACCAGGGUACUGUGCCCCAGAGGUGCUGAGAGGCCAUCCGUAUGGACCGAGGGACAUGUGGAGCAUAGGAGUCGUCACCUACAUCCUGUAAGUCACUUACUGUAAC